Messenger RNA from Caenorhabditis briggsae, 894 nucleotides. It is a transcript of the gene Cbr-col-150, whose product is annotated as Protein CBR-COL-150. Bases 1 to 894 code for a protein of 297 amino acids. The record is from RefSeq and is a predicted model, not a curated record. Gene Ontology annotation, molecular function: structural constituent of cuticle. The transcript is spliced from 2 exons. Lineage: Eukaryota; Metazoa; Nematoda; Chromadorea; Rhabditida; Rhabditidae.
AUGUUUGAGGAGAAAGUCCUGGUCGGUGUUGCAUCACUUGCCUCAACUAUUGCUGUGAUAACUUGUCUGGUAGUGAUCCCAUCACUAUACAGCACUAUCAAUGAAGUCCAUGAAGAGGUACUUGAUGGAGUGAAAGUUUUCCGUGUUGAAACCGACGCUGCUUGGGUUGAGAUGCUUGAUGUUCAAGUUAUGGUUUCCCCUCCAUCCAAACCAAGAGAGAAUCCAUUCAAUUCUGUAUUCCGACAAAAACGGCAAACAUUCUCUGAACUUCCAUCCUGGUGCCAAUGCGAGCCAGCUAAACCACGUUGCCCACCAGGACCACCAGGACCACCCGGGCGCCCAGGACAACGUGGAACUCCAGGAUCACCAGGACCGCGUGGACAAGACAAUCAUCAAGUUCAUGCUCCAAUCCACUGCCCACAAAGACAACCAGGUUGCGUAAAGUGUCCACGUGGACCAGCAGGACCAUCGGGACCAUCGGGGCAACCUGGGAGACCUGGACCAGAUGGACGUCCAGGCCAACCAGGAAGAAAAGGAAACAAUGGAAGACCAGGACAACCAGGACCACAAGGGAACGCUGGACAACCAGGAAGAGAUGGAGGACUAGGACAACCAGGACAUCCAGGAAAAGACGGAAGAAAAGGACGAGGACUCCCAGGACCAGCUGGAAGACCAGGACAACCAGGAAAGCAAGGAGGACCAGGACAGCAAGGACGAAAUGGAGAGAGAGGGCAAGAUGGACAACCAGGCCCAGGAGGGAGACCAGGUCAACCAGGAAAUAGAGGAUCAGAUGGACAUUCAGGAACUUCUGGAGGACGUGGACUGCCAGGUCCAGAUGCCGCCUACUGUGCUUGCCCACCAAGAUCUUCAGUUUUCGUCAAGGCUAAACAUUAA